AGCCCUACGCCAGCCAUGGCUGCGGCGCCCACUCAGCCCCAGUCCAGUGAGGGGCGCUGGAGUCUGCAGUCAGAGCCCCCUGGACUUCAUCUCACAGCUCCCCUCCCACCAGGGCCCAGCAUGGCCGCACCCACUCUGGGCCCAGGGGCAAGGCCCAGUACCACACCCCCCAGCAGGGCGUGGACUCCUACCCAAGAGGGUCCUGGAGACAUGGGCAGGCCGUGGGCUCCAGAGCCCAUGUCCCAUACCACAGGGCUCGCGGUCGAAGGGACCAUUGCCACCGCCACCGCUUCAGGGGAUGAUGAGGAGAGUACCACCACCACCACCAUCGUCACCACCACCAUCACCACAGUCCAGCCACCAGGCUCUUGUAACUGGAAUUUCUCAGGCCCAGAGGGUUCUCUGGACUCCCCCAGAGGCCCCAGCUCACCCCCUGAUGUCAGUCUGGACUGUUUCUACUACAUCUCUGUCUACCCUGGCUAUGGUGUGGAAAUCAAGGUCCAGAACAUCAGCCUCCGGGAAGGGGAGACCAUGACUGUGGAGGGCCUGGGGGGCCCUGACCCACUGCCCCUGGCCAACCAAUCUUUCCUGCUUCGAGGCCAAGUCAUCCGCAGCCCCACCCACCAAGCAGCCCUGAGGUUCCAGAGCCUCCCACCACCUGCUGGGCCUGGCACCUUUCAUUUCCACUACCAAGCCUAUCUCCUGAGCUGCCGCUUCCCCCAGCGUCCCGCUUAUGGACAUGUGACUGUCACCAGCCUCCACCCCGGAGGCAGUGCCCGCUUCCACUGUGCCACCGGCUACCAGCUGAAGGGCGCCAGGCUCCUUACCUGUCUCAAUGCCACUCAACCCUUCUGGGAUUCCCUGGAGCCUGUCUGCAUUGCUGCCUGCGGUGGAGUGAUCCGCAAUGCCACCACCGGCCGCAUCGUGUCUCCCGGCUUCCCCGGCAACUACAGCAACAACCUCACCUGCCACUGGCUGCUUGAGGCUCCAGAGGGCCAGCGGCUACACUUGCACUUCGAGAAGGUUUCCUUGGCGGAGGAUGACGACAGGCUCAUCAUUCGUAAUGGAGACAACGUGGAGGCCCCACCUGUGUACGAUUCCUACGAGGUGGAAUACCUCCCCAUCGAGGGCCUGCUCAGCUCUGGCAGACACUUCUUUGUGGAGCUCAGUACUGAUAGCAGCGGGGCGGCCGCAGGCAUGGCCCUGCGUUAUGAGGCCUUCCAGCAGGGCCACUGCUAUGAGCCUUUUGUCAAAUACGGCAACUUCAGCAGCAGUGCGCCCUCCUACCCUGUGGGUACCACUGUGGAGUUCAGCUGUGACCCUGGCUACACACUGGAGCAGGGCUCCAUCAUCAUUGAGUGUGUCGACCCCCACGACCCCCAGUGGAAUGAGACAGAGCCUGCCUGCCGAGCCGUGUGCAGCGGGGAGAUCACAGACUCGGCCGGCGUGGUGCUCUCCCCGAACUGGCCAGAGCCCUACGGCCGUGGGCAGGACUGCAUCUGGGGUGUGCACGUGGAAGAGGACAAGCGCAUCAUGCUGGACGUCCGAGUGCUGCGCAUAGGCCCUGCUGACGUUCUUACCUUCUACGACGGCGACGACCUGACAGCCCGGGUCCUGGGCCAGUACUCAGGGCCCCGGGGCCACGUCAAGCUCUUCACCUCCAUGGCUGAUGUCACUAUCCAGUUCCAGUCGGACCCCGGGACCUCGGUGCUGGGCUAUCAGCAGGGCUUUGUCAUCCACUUCUUUGAGGUGCCUCGCAAUGACACAUGUCCGGAGCUGCCAGAGAUCCCCAAUGGCUGGAAGAGCCCGUCACAGCCGGAGCUGGUACAUGGCACGGUGGUCACUUACCAGUGCUACCCUGGCUACCAGGUGGUGGGAUCCAGUGUCCUCAUGUGCCAGUGGGACCUCAGCUGGAGCGAGGACCUGCCCUCGUGCCAGAAGGUGACUUCCUGCCGUGACCCUGGGGACGUGGAGCACAGCCGACGCCUUAUAUCCAGCCCCAAGUUUCCUGUGGGGGCCACUGUGCAGUAUAUCUGUGACCAGGGUUUUGUACUGACGGGCAGCGCCAUCCUCACCUGCCAUGACCGCCAGGCUGGCAGCCCCAAGUGGAGUGACCGGGCCCCCAAAUGUCUCUUGGAACAACUCAAGCCAUGCCAUGGCCUCAGUGCCCCCAAGAAUGGUGCCCGCAGUCCUGAGAAGCGGUUACACCCAGCAGGCGCCACCGUCCACUUCUCCUGUGCUCCUGGCUAUGUGCUCAAGGGCCAGGCCAGCAUCAAGUGUGUGCCUGGACACCCUUCACAUUGGAGUGACUCUCCACCCAUCUGUAGGGCUGCCUCUCUGGAUGGGUUCUACAGUGGCCGUAGCUUGGAUGUUGCCAAGAGCCCUGCAGCCCCCAGCACCCUGGAUGCUGCCCACAUUGCUGCUGUCAUCUUCCUGCCGCUGGUGGCGAUGGUGCUGUUGGCGGGAGGCGUGUAUCUCUACUUCUCAAGGCUGCAGGGGAAGAGCCCUCUGCAGCUUCCCGGGACACGUCCUCGCCCCUACAACCGCAUCACUGUGGAGUCAGCGUUUGACAAUCCGACCUACGAAGCUGGAUCUCUUUCCUUUGCAGGAGACGAGAGAAUAUGA
Messenger RNA from Lepus europaeus (European hare), 2625 nucleotides. It is a transcript of the gene SEZ6, whose product is annotated as seizure related 6 homolog. Gene Ontology annotation, biological process: regulation of dendrite development; synapse maturation. The record is from RefSeq and is a predicted model, not a curated record. Bases 16 to 2625 code for a protein of 869 amino acids. Gene Ontology annotation, cellular component: endoplasmic reticulum; dendritic spine; dendritic shaft. The transcript has 16 exons. Lineage: Eukaryota; Metazoa; Chordata; Mammalia; Lagomorpha; Leporidae.